UUUUGCUUUUUUUUUUUUUCUUGGUAGUCUGAGUUUUAUGUCAUUACAUGAUUUUAGUCUGAAUCAACUUCUCUUCUUGAAUCUUGAGGCAUUAUUUUGCAAUGGAAAACAUUCUUGGACUUCUGAGGAUAAGAGUAAAAAGAGGUGUAAAUCUUGCUGUUCGUGAUCUUGGUGCCAGCGAUCCUUUUGUUGUCGUCAACAUGGGUCACCAGACAUUGAAGACUCGAGUGGUGAAAAAGAACUGCAAUCCUGAAUGGAAUGAAGAAUUAACUCUUUCCAUUGAAGAUCCCAUUGUUCCAAUAAAACUAGCAGUUUUUGACAAAGAUACGUUCACUUUGGAUGACAAGAUGGGCGAUGCACACAUUGAUAUCAAACCAUACAUUGCGAGUCUUAAGAUGGGCUUGCAAACUCUCCCUAAUGGCUGUGUGGUCUCCAGAGUUCAGCCGAGCAAGGAUAAUUGCCUUGCCGAUGAAAGUUGCAUUGUGUGGAACAAUGGCAAAAUCACUCAAGAUAUGCAUCUCAGAUUAAGAAAUGUAGAGAGUGGUGAAGUGGAAGUUCAAGUCGAAUGGCUUGAUGUUCCUGGCUGCAGGACACUGGAGGUUGAAGGUAUCAGCUAAACAUUAUUAGCCUUAUAUCUGCGACAUGUUUGUAUAUGGACUCAACUUCCAUGACUUUGCUUGAAAUGAGUUUCUAGUUACUCGUAUAUGUAAUGAAUAAACAGAAAGACAUUAACACUGAGAAUCUUUAGCAUCACAUAUAUAUAUAACAGGUGGCCAUGCUGCCAAUUGCUUGUGCUGAAAA
Ricinus communis (castor bean) is the source of this 801-nucleotide messenger RNA. RefSeq names its product protein C2-DOMAIN ABA-RELATED 7. NCBI's taxonomy places the organism in Eukaryota, Viridiplantae, Streptophyta, Magnoliopsida, Malpighiales, Euphorbiaceae. The coding region runs from base 102 to 617 and encodes 171 amino acids. The transcript has 3 exons. The record is from RefSeq and is a predicted model, not a curated record.